AUGUUCAUGAUCGAUUGGUUCUACGGCGUUCUCGCUUCGCUAGGGCUAUGGCAGAAAGAGGCUAAGAUCUUGUUUCUGGGACUCGAUAAUGCCGGUAAAACAACCUUGCUCCACAUGUUGAAGGACGAGAGAUUGGUACAGCACCAGCCGACGCAGCAUCCAACAUCUGAAGAACUUAGCAUUGGCAAAAUCAAGUUCAAGGCUUUUGAUUUGGGUGGUCAUCAGAUUGCUCGCAGAGUCUGGAAGGAUUACUACGCUAAGGUGGAUGCUGUUGUCUACCUAGUGGAUGCUUACGACAAGGAGAGGUUUGCAGAAUCGAAAAAGGAACUGGACGCACUUCUCUCAGACGAAUCUCUAGCAACCGUUCCAUUCCUCAUUCUAGGAAACAAAAUAGACAUACCGUACGCUGCAUCAGAGGACGAGCUCCGUUACCAUCUCGGUCUCACCAAUUUCACUACGGGGAAGGGAAGAGUGAAUCUCGCGGAUUCGAACGUGAGACCAUUGGAGGUGUUCAUGUGCAGCAUCGUCAGGAAAAUGGGUUACGGCGAAGGCUUCAAAUGGCUCUCUCAAUACAUCAAGUAA
Microthlaspi erraticum is the source of this 582-nucleotide messenger RNA. NCBI's taxonomy places the organism in Eukaryota, Viridiplantae, Streptophyta, Magnoliopsida, Brassicales, Brassicaceae. The record is from the annotation of a GenBank genome assembly.